AUGACGAGCAGCUUCAACAUCGAACCUCUGGCCCAUCCCGAAGGGAAGACAUGCAAAUUUGGAGCUGUCAUUACGGGUCUUGAUCUGAACAACUUUACUGAAGAGAUAGUGGCCGAGUUGGAGAAAGCGAUCUGGGAGCAUAAACUCGUAAUUAUCAAACGCCAACAUGAUCUCAAGCCGAAGCGUGCCUGGGAAUUACUUCAAGCGCUCGAUCCAGAAAUGAUCAUUGAGGAUGACGACAAAUUGAUGGACUUAUUCCACCCUCACCAGUGGUUCAGGGACUCCUUCCAAGCUAUCAAGGUUCCUGAUGCGGGUUUGUUUUACUUUAUUGGAAAAGGCCCCCAAGACGACCCGCGCUACGGUAAACCAGGCCUAGAUAUGGGUGACGCUAGCGUAAGCCAUUACUACAGCGUACCGCUGUCGGACGAGGACUUCGAAGCUGGACGUACCCGUUUUCACGUGUGGUACAUGAACGGAAUGUAUUGGCGACACGACCUUACAAAGUUCACUAUUCUUCGACCCAUCAAGUUUCCUACAGAAGGCCUGGAUAAGCAAACUGUAGAAUGGGCAGAUGGCUCAGGCAUGACUAUGGAAGUAAAACCGGGACGUCAGGCGUUCCUGGACGUUGAACAACUGUACGACAUGCUAAGUGAUGAGGAAAAGAGAAUGGCCGACCACAGUUGGGCGGAGUACAGCAUCUUGCCAUUUGAGAAUCUCAAGGACUGCCAUUAUGCUCCAAACGGCCUAGGCGUGGUAACUGAGGGUAGGGAGCAGCCAGAGGAAGAGCUGCUAAAGUUGGGAGGGGCAAAGAAAGAAUGGCAAAAGAAGUACCCGAUGGUUUGGGUUAACCCCGUUACUGGCAAGAAGUCAUUCAUGUGUAUACAGCACUUGAUUCGGCGGUUAUUUAUCCGCAAUGGCCCAGAUGAGACUGCGAGAGUUAUCGACGACCUGGGCGAAGUAAGGAAGUUCUUGGAUAAUAUCUACACCAGAAUUAUCCUGCCUGAGCAUAUCUGGGUAGGCCCAGAGGACGAGCAGGACUUGGUUAUCUUUGGGAGUCAAGGUCUGCUUCAUUCGAACAUCGACUAUCCUGCUAGUUGGGGUGUUAGGACGAUACACCAGGCCUUCAUGCCCACAAAAAGGCCACCUGUAGGGCCAGUGCCCAUUCCAGAGUUUCCAAAAUAA
Messenger RNA from Alternaria arborescens, 1182 nucleotides. RefSeq lists its product as hypothetical. The transcript is spliced from 4 exons. The record is from RefSeq and is a predicted model, not a curated record. NCBI's taxonomy places the organism in Eukaryota, Fungi, Ascomycota, Dothideomycetes, Pleosporales, Pleosporaceae. Bases 1 to 1182 code for a protein of 393 amino acids.